This is a messenger RNA of Leptinotarsa decemlineata (Colorado potato beetle), 548 nucleotides long. RefSeq lists its product as uncharacterized. NCBI's taxonomy places the organism in Eukaryota, Metazoa, Arthropoda, Insecta, Coleoptera, Chrysomelidae. Gene Ontology annotation, molecular function: RNA binding; zinc ion binding. The record is from RefSeq and is a predicted model, not a curated record.
UGGUCGUUUGUAAUUUUUCCUUUGGCGUUUUGAUAAUGGGUGACGAGUGUGAAGAUUUUCCUUUCUUUUUCGACGACGACUUCGUUAGAGAAAACCUGAGUUUCUUGAUGGAAGAUGAUUUUUUCGAACCCAAUCUAGGAACUUCACUCCACUACCGUUCAUAUGAAGAGGAAAACAGCAUUUACAACACAGCUAAAAUCAACACGAACGUCCUCACGUCUUGGUCUUCAAGCAGCUCAGGGUCCAUUUCGUCCAUACGAGAGCAAACUUCGCAAUACGUCAACAUCUGUCUUCGUUUAGAAAUGAAGAACCAGUUUCAAUGUAGCUCAUCCCACACGGGGUUUUCGCUGCCCGACUCAGGCUUCCUUGAAACCAGUAACCUUCACGAUAAUUCCUUUCUUUUGGACUUCCCCACGAACCUCACCUCGACCCCUACCAAAAGAGGUCGGAAUGAGUACGUGGAGAGAGUUCAAGUACUGGGUGACAAGGAUAAUCAGUCGCAGGUAGAGAACGCAACUGGAUUGACAACAGUACAGAAUUCGAGAUAA